AUGGGUGUAAAUGCAGCUACGAUAGACUUGUCUCGCAAGAGCCUUGCCCAAAACAGAACAAAGAAGAUCUUGGAGGCCGCAGAGAAGGGAGGAUAUGGGGUCAUCGCAUCGAUCGUGCGUUCGCCGCUCAUCAUUCAAGUGUUCCCGUGGGCCAUCACAGCUUCCGAUGGACUUCUUGUCCGAGCGGCAGCGGAUGCAGCGGCAAGAGCAUCAGUUCCCAUUGCGAUCCAUCUUGAUCAUGCCCAGGACGAAGCAUUGAUCCGUCACGCGGCCGACAACCUGCCAUUCGACUCUAUCAUGGUGGACAUGUCACAUUACGAGAAAGAAGAGAACCUUGCAAAGACCAAGGAACUUGUUGCGUACUGCCAUGCCCGAGGCAUCUCCACUGAAGCCGAGCCAGGCCGUCUUGAAGGAGGUGAAGAUGGCGUUGCAGAUACAGUGGACUUAGAGGGAGUCUUGACUACACCAGAGGACGUAGAAGAGUUCAUCGCGACAGGUGUUGACUUUUUGGCCCCAGCCUUUGGUAACAUCCAUGGAGAAUCACCUUAUGGAAAGUCUGGUCCGCAGCUCGACUAUGCAAGACUGGAGGCGAUCAAAAAGCAAGCGGAUGGGCGGGUACGAAUUGUGGCUCACGGCACCAACGAAUGGCCGGACGAAGUCACUCAGCGUGUGAUCCAGGCUGGUGUCAGCAAGAUCAACGUCAACAGACUGGUGCUAGAUGACUAUCUGAAACACUUCAGAGCGAAUGCAGCCAAGAUACCCCUUACUAAAUUGAUCGACGAAGGCAUACAACAUACAAUGCGACAGCAAGAAGAACAGAUGGAUGUUGCAGGAUCGAGCGGUCAAGCAAUUUCAUAA
Aureobasidium uvarum is the source of this 858-nucleotide messenger RNA. The record is from the annotation of a GenBank genome assembly. Lineage: Eukaryota; Fungi; Ascomycota; Dothideomycetes; Dothideales; Saccotheciaceae.